This is a messenger RNA of Xyrauchen texanus (razorback sucker), 1513 nucleotides long. It is a transcript of the gene rd3, whose product is annotated as retinal degeneration 3, GUCY2D regulator. The record is from RefSeq and is a predicted model, not a curated record. Bases 202 to 855 code for a protein of 217 amino acids. The transcript is spliced from 3 exons. Lineage: Eukaryota; Metazoa; Chordata; Actinopteri; Cypriniformes; Catostomidae.
GAUGCACGUUGCAGAAUAGGCUUGGGGAGCAUCACUAUAGCAACCGCAAACUGUAAGUCACUUCAGAGCAAGCUCCGAGAGGAAAUGUGACCUGGGCCAUUACACAUCUACAAGCCCUACAAGACAACUGGAUCACUUCUAAAGGUAAGAGUGAAAUUGAGCUGGAGAGGGCAGGUGUCAGAGGCAGGUAUAUAAACAAGCAUGUCGUGGUUCAGCUGGAGUGAGCCAUAUUGUCGGAGCCCUCGACGAGAGCCAUCUGAAGUGGUGACGGACACCCUGAUGUUGGAGCUGAGCUGGCAGAUGAGAGAGGCUGAGAGGCUGCACCACGAGCGGGACAAUGAAUACCGGAGACUGAAGAGUGGCGUGGACUAUAGCUGGCUCAUGAGCACCCCGCGCAGCACAUAUAACAUCAGCCAAGGAGAAAGACUGGGCCUUGAAGACCUUUGUAGCAAAGUGCCACCAUCAUACUGUGGAUCUGUAAUACAGAGGUUUCGGCAGGUGCUAAUGGAGAAUGAACCUGAGGUGCAGGAGGUUUCUGGACUCUUCCGCUCUGCUCUUUUGGAAACACUGGAGCAUGUUCAGGAAGAGCAGGAUGCUCAGCGUCUCACCCACCAGUGGAACAACAAACGCUCCAUCAGCCUGUCACUUCUGACCUUCAAGUCUCGUGUGCGGAUCAACCCAUUCGGCAGCACCUUGGGACUGAAAUCCAAAAGUUGUGGCUCGGAGGAAGACAGCGUAGAUGUUAAGACUGUGUGUGGGGAUGUUGAGAAGGGCCUUGGUCAGACAACAGAGAAAGCACAGCGGGUCUGGAGCAUGCCAGAUUUCCGACAAAAGGGAAUAAAUGGUAAAGCUUGAGUUUCAGCGUGUGGGACAGUGAAUCCCACCUCCUAAAGGGAUUGCGAUGGAUCGGGUCCAUCCGAAAGCUGAUACCCAUAGCAUCUAAUUCACUCUCAAUGUAUUUAUAUUUGGAUGUGUAAGUGCAGAGGCAAGAGGUAUUAAAUGCUCAGUGGAACAUAAAACCGAAGUCUUAUAAACAAAGCCCCACAGAUCAAUACAUAUACUAAAGGGACUAUAGAUAAAGAAGUCACACAUUAUAUUCUGUAUUAUUUGUAAUUUUUGUGUGAAUGACAAACAUGCAGCACAUUUUCUAAAACUGGAAACCACAUAUCUGCCUAUUCACUUCAAAAUUAGCCUGAUCCAAAAAAAUGCUAUGCUAACUUAUUAUCAAUGAGAAAUGCUCAUUCAAUAAAAUAAAUACAAUCUGCUCUUUGUUAUUUUGUUCUUCCAGUAAUUCUUCAUUGUCUCCCCUGAUGUUUGCAAUAUUGAAAAGGCUAUUUAAAUGAACCUUGUUUAAACAUUGAUGGCACAUAUAUAUAUAUUUCCAUUUAUGUGCCUUUUUGUUUUAAUUAGCCCCAUUUUUCAAAACAGGAGGUCCUAUAUUUGGGGUAUCAACAGCAUAUGUGAUCUCAUCCUUCAGUUUUAAAUACAAAAUCGAUGUCCUUACAAUAAUACA